This is a messenger RNA of Syngnathus acus (greater pipefish), 4077 nucleotides long. It is a transcript of the gene ecel1, whose product is annotated as endothelin-converting enzyme-like 1. Bases 474 to 2873 code for a protein of 799 amino acids. The record is from RefSeq and is a predicted model, not a curated record. Gene Ontology annotation, biological process: protein processing. Gene Ontology annotation, cellular component: plasma membrane. The transcript is spliced from 18 exons. Lineage: Eukaryota; Metazoa; Chordata; Actinopteri; Syngnathiformes; Syngnathidae. Gene Ontology annotation, molecular function: metalloendopeptidase activity.
GGCUGUGGGCUGCUGCAGCGGCGGCAGUAAGCGGUGCACAUCCCGGUGUGUGAAGAAAGCGGAUCACCUGCUUGGCUUCCACUGGAGCGGAUCUCAAUCAUCUCUCAGGCACUUUUCCAUACCCACCAGCUGUUUUGAUUUACUCUCCACAGCAGGUGACCUGGAACCAGUUGGGGAGGAGGAGAACAAAUGGAAAGGGAGCCAGGAGAAAGAGGAUGAGCGAGAUAGAGAGCAAGACCCGGGAGAUUCCUCAAGCAGAAUGGAAGUCCUCAUUCUGCCGGCUUGUGAUUUGAAAGGAACAAAGGCAACGUAGCCUAAGACGUCCGUAUCAUCCGUGUUUUGCCCUGUGUGGCCUCCCUCUAUUUAUCUCACUCGGAGUCAUGGUCUUAAUCUGAACACAAAAUAAAUCCCUUUAAUCCCUUCUCCCCCACAGCCGUCUGCUCGUGACGUCUAAUUCAUAACGUCCCAUUGUCAUGGAGAAGACCUACUCGCUAACCGCGCACUAUGAUGAGUUCCAGGAAGUGAAAUAUGGCGGCCGCUACAGCAGUGACAUCCUCAGUAAUGGUAUGACCCUUCACUUGGGUGGCAGUCUGGACCGUCACAUGACGCGCGGGCAGGGAAGCACCUGGUCAAAUGGUCGCAACAGAGAUGCGAGCAGCACCGGCAGCGGUGGCGGGCUCCCCCGGUGGAGCCGGAGAGAGAUUUGCCUCCUUUCGGCUUUGGUCUUCGCAGCGGGCAUGUGUGUCAUUUUAGGAAGCAUGCUAGCAAUGAAAUACAUUUCGCUGGAGGCCCAGCAAGAUCCGCAGUGCAGGCAGGACUGCCAGCGGCGACGCGUACUGUUGCGGGCGGCGCGUUUUGUGCAGGGCAAUAUUGACCCCACCAUCCAGCCCUGCCAAGACUUUUACUCCUUUGCGUGCGGAGGCUGGUUGAGACGUCACGCCAUCCCAGAGGACAAGCUCAGCUAUGGAAUCAUUACAGCCAUAGGAGAGCACAAUGAAGAAAAACUGCAGCACAUACUUAUGGAGCCAAUUCAGAGACGUGAGCCCGAAUCGGCAGAGCGCAAAGCCAAGGAGUUUUACAGAUCCUGCAUCAACAUUCAAGAGAUCGACAAGCUAGGCUCUGACCCCAUGAUGGAGGUGAUUGACAGCUGCGGAGGGUGGGAUCAGGUUGGGGCUCCUCCUGGGGCUGCAGGCUGGGAGAAAGAAGGUGCCCCACAAAGACCAGAUUUCAAUGAACUGCUUUAUAGGACGCAGGGCGUGUACAGCACUGCUGUGUUUUUCUCUCUCACCGUCAACGUGGAUGACAAGAACUCUUCUCGGAAUGCAAUCAGGAUUGAUCAGGAAGGACUCACACUGCCUGAGAGAAGUCUUUACUUGGGUCAGGAUGAAGACAGUGUCAAGAUCUUGGCGGCAUACAAGGCCCUCAUGGAGCGCUUACUAAGCAUGCUGGGAGCUCACAAUGCUACACAAAAGUCCAAGGAGAUUAUACAGCUGGAGACUCGUCUAGCCAAUAUCACCAUGUCAGAUUAUGAUGACCAAAGAAAGGACGUCAGCACGAUGUAUAACCGUAUUACACUCAGGCAGCUACAGCGCACUGCUCCUGGUCUUCACUGGAAACGCCUGCUGGAUAAAAUCUUCCAAGACAACUUCUCUGAAGACAAGGAGAUCGUGGUGCUUGCCACAGAUUACAUACAAAAAGUGUCCGACAUCAUCAAGACCACCUCAAAAAGGGUUCUCCAUAACUACAUGCUGUGGCGCAUUGUGGCAGCGCUAAGUGAACAUCUGUCAACCGCCUUCCGAAGCACCAUCCAUGAGUUUUCCCGGGAGAUUGAUGGCACCGAGCAGCAGCUGGAGCUGGGCAGACUGUGCCUCACGCAGGCCAACAAACACUUUGGCAUGGCCCUGGGAGCUCUCUUUGUCCAGCAGCACUUCUCCUCACAGAGCAAGGCGAAGGUGCAAGAGUUGGUAGAGGAUAUAAAGCAUUCCCUGGACCUGCGGCUGCAGGAGCUUGACUGGAUGGAUGAGGCCACCAAGGAGGCAGCCAGAGCAAAGCUGAAGUACAUGAUGGUCAUGACAGGAUACCCAGACUUCCUGGUCAAACCUGAGCUCAUAGAUCGCGAAUAUGGGUUUGACGUGGAUGAGAAAACCUACUUCAAGAACAUUCUCAACACCAUCAAAUUCAACAUUAAGCUGUCCAUCAAGAAGAUUCACGAAGAAGUGGACAAGACAGUGUGGAUACUCCCCCCACAGGCCCUAAAUGCCUACUACCUUCCUAACAAGAACCAAAUGGUUUUCCCAGCCGGCAUCCUUCAACCCACUUUGUACAACCCUGAAUUCCCUCAGUCUUUGAACUAUGGUGGAAUAGGAGCAAUCAUUGGACAUGAACUGACUCACGGAUAUGACGACUGGGGGGGGCAGUAUGAUCGCCAUGGCAACCUCCAACAGUGGUGGACAGAGGAGAGCUACAGAAAGUUCCAGAAGAAGGCUGAAUGUAUCGUUAAGCUCUACGAUAAUUUCACAGUUUACAAUCAAAGGGUUAACGGUCGCUUGACAUUGGGAGAGAACAUAGCUGACAUGGGAGGACUCAAGCUGUCAUACUAUGCUUAUCAAAAGUGGGUGAGAGAACAUGGCCCAGAGAGACCCUUACCAGGGCUCAAAUAUACACACGAGCAGCUGUUCUUCAUUGCCUUCGCUCAGAAUUGGUGUAUGAAAAGAAGAUCUCAAUCUAUCUACUUGCAGUUGUUAACAGAUAAACAUGCACCAGAACACUACAGAGUGAUUGGCAGCGUUUCCCAGUUCAAUGAGUUUUCUCGCGUUUUCCAUUGUCCGAAGGGUACUCCCAUGAACCCUGAUGACAAAUGCUCUGUAUGGUGACCUCACUGAAAAUGAACUUAAAGAUCCCCGCCAACACACGACACACACACACGCCUCAUCACUACUAAUUCAUCACAAGCAAUCAGACCGCAUUCAUCCGACAUGAGGACAAAAGUCUUUUCACGUUCAUCAGUGCAAACAUAUUGAAUUAGCCAUGCUCAGUCAUCAGCCGAAGAAAGCAUUGUCUAUUAACCAAGCAAUCAAUCAUGCAUAAAUCACAUAAACACAUAUCAUUCACCAUAUAUAUUUUUUUAUAUUUUAGAUUACUAUUAGUAUUUUUUUUGCAAAUCAUCUAUUUUUGUAUUGUAGCAAAAAUAAGUCCAUAAUGUAUUUCAGUUCAGUUAUGUUUUACUUGAGAAACACAAUACUCAGUAACUUAUCCUCUGGUGCAUCAACUAGAACAUUCUCGGAAAAUUACAUGAGGUAGAAGAGUGAUUUCAGUGCAGACUGGAAUAUUUUUUUUUCUCAACUGCAAUGACAGCAUUGUUUCGCAUUGCUAAAUGUUGCUUCUCUCCGCUCCGUACUGUAUACAAGUUGGCUCUUGCUCAUGUGGUUGAGAGCGCAAAGCUCAUUGUCAUGACUGUUGUAUCGUUUGCCUGCAUUGUUCUCUUGUCAGAGUAUUUGUACCUUUUCAAGCGGCGUCAAGUGUUUUUUUUUGUAACAGGUGGAUUCAUUAUUGACCUUUUUUCUCAGGAAAUGUAGCACCAAAACUCACUCACCUGGUACAACACUCACCUCAUUGCCCAAAUUAACGAGCUGGUAUUUGUAAACAAACAAGCAAACAAAAAUAAUUCCUCAUUGGACUUUUUCCUUGGAUUUAUCAGACAAGCUCAUGUAAUCAUGAAACCCAGUAAACCCAGCAAAGCAGUGCAUUCGAUUCCUCUAAAAUCACGGUCAAACCUCAAAUAACAGAAUACAACACCCGAAUGUGUGUGCAUUCAAUACACUAAAACAACAAAUCUCUGGUGGAAAUGCCAUUUCUACUGUGUUAUUUUAAAGAAAAUGCUUUUGUAUACCAGAUGUGAGUCAGGUGUUAUCAUUGUGAACUUUUAACAGAAAGAGCAUGUUCCCUCCCUUUGACACUUAACAUCACAAAGCUCAAACAGGUGUACUGUACAUGACAGCUACUAGUUCAAAUGUGAUUGCUAUCACUUCCCCUCUAUGGUUGCUGUUCAAUGUUUGAAUAAAUUCAAACAACUCUUGU